Messenger RNA from Camelina sativa (false flax), 2730 nucleotides. The record is from RefSeq and is a predicted model, not a curated record. NCBI's taxonomy places the organism in Eukaryota, Viridiplantae, Streptophyta, Magnoliopsida, Brassicales, Brassicaceae.
AUGAAAAUCGUUUGGCAUUAUUAAUAAUAACCCUUUGGUGUUUUUCAUCGGAACUUUCUAUGCCCCAUAUCUAUAAGCAGCCUUGGGUAUUUUCCAAGGUUUUGUUCUUCAAAGCCAUGACUAAACCUACAUUUUCUUUACCGCCCUUUGGCUGCUUCCUUUUAUUCUUUUCUAUCUUCUUCUUCUUCUCCUCUGUUGUUUUAGCACUCACCGAUGCAGAAGCUUCAUUUAUUGCACAACGACAGCUCUUGACGUUACCUGAAAAUGGCGAACUUCCUGAUGAUAUUGAGUAUGAGGUUGAUCUUAAGGUGACGUUUGCCAACCAUAGGCUUAAAAGAGCCUAUAUCGCUCUCCAAGCCUGGAAAAAGGCCGUGUAUUCAGACCCGUUUAACACCACAGGAAACUGGCAUGGACCUCACGUGUGUGGGUACACGGGCGUGUUCUGUGCCCCUGCUCUUGAUGAUCCUAACGUCGCGGUUGUGGCGGGGGUUGAUUUGAAUGGAGCGGAUAUCGCAGGGCAUUUACCGGCUGAGCUUGGUUUGAUGACCGACGUGGCGAUGUUCCAUUUGAAUUCGAACCGGUUCUGUGGUAUCAUACCCAAGAGUUUCGAGAAGUUGAGGCUAAUGCACGAGUUCGAUGUCAGCAACAACCGGUUUGUUGGACCUUUCCCUUCUGUUGUCCUCUCAUGGCCGGCCGUUAAGUUCAUCGACGUCAGAUACAAUGAUUUCGAAGGUCAAGUCCCUCCUGAGCUUUUCAAGAAGGAUCUCGAUGCAAUUUUCUUGAACAACAACAGAUUCACAUCUACCAUUCCUGAUUCCCUUGGAGAAUCAACAGCCUCCGUCGUGACCUUUGCACACAACAAAUUCAGCGGUUGUAUCCCUAAAACCAUUGGAAACAUGAAGAACCUAAACGAGAUUAUCUUUAAGGACAACAAUCUCGGCGGUUGUUUCCCAUCAGAGAUUGGGAAGCUAGCUAAUUUGAACGUGUUUGAUGCUAGCAUGAACUCCUUCACCGGUGUUCUACCACCCAGCUUUGUAGGGCUUACGGGUGUCGAAGAGUUUGAUAUCUCUGUGAAUAAACUCACAGGGUUUGUACCGGAGAAUGUCUGCAAGUUGCCUAAACUGGUUAACUUGACUUACGCCUACAAUUACUUAAACGGACAAGGCGAUUCGUGUGUUCCAGGUAGUCGCACGGAGGUCGCAUUGGAUGAUACACGUAACUGCUUGCCAGAUAGGCCUAAGCAACGAUCAGCCAAGGAGUGUGCGGUGGUGAUUAGCCGUCCAGUCGAUUGUAGUAAGGACAAGUGCGCAGGUGGUUCUAGCCACGUUGCGCCGUCAAAGUCCCCAUCACCUGUGCCAACUAGGCCGGUUCAUAAACCACAAACACCAAAAGGGUCACCACAACCAAAUGACCCAUAUAAUCAGUCCCCAGUGAAGUUCCGGCGUAGCCCGCCUCCACCAGAGCAACCACAUAACCCGGUGGUUCACUCUCCACCGCCUACACCCCCAGUCCAUUCACCAUCACCACCGGUACAUUCUCCUCCACCACCUGUCCAUAAACCACAACCACCAAAAGAGUCACCACAACCAAAUGGCCCAUAUGAUCAGUCUCCUGUGAAGUUCCGGCGCAGCCCUCCUCCGCCUCAAGUUCAGUCUCCACCACCACCACCGCCGGUAUAUUCCCCACUGCCUCCACCACCGGUUUAUUCUCCACCGCCACCACCACCAGUCCAUUCACCACCACCACCAGUACACUCACCGCCUCCACCACCAGUCUAUUCACCACCACCACCGGUUUAUUCUCCACCGCCGCCACCACCAGUUCAUUCACCACCACCCCCAGUACACUCUCCUCCACCGCCAGUCCAUUCACCACCACCGCCGGUACAUUCUCCACCACCACCGGUACAUUCUCCACCGCCGCCACCACCAGUCCACUCACCACCACCGCCAGUACACUCUCCUCCACCACCUGUCCAUUCACCACCACCACCGGUUUAUUCUCCACCGCCACCACCUCCACCGGUAUUUUCACCACCACCACCUGUUCACUCCCCUCCACCGCCAGUAUAUUCCCCACCACCACCUGUAUAUUCUCCUCCUCCACCGCCGGUAUAUUCCCCAACACCACCGCCAGUAAAGUCACCACCGCCACCACCAGUAUACUCUCCUCCGCAUUUACCACCAAAGAUGAGUUCACCACCAACACAAACACCGGUCAACUCUCCUCCGCCACGAGCACCGACACGGACAGUAGAAGCACCACCGCCAAGUGAAGAAUUCAUCCUUCCACCAUCCAUCGGCCACCAAUAUGCAUCACCACCACCACCAAUGUUCCAAGGCUACUAACUAAUAUUAGAGAGAGUGAAGUCGAGAACGUCAUGAGGAGAAACAAAAGAAGAUAACAAAACUGAUGGAAGACAGAAGAAGAAAAAAAAGAAGGAGGGCAAAUGUAACUUUAGUGGCAUUAACUCCGUACUUACGAGUAACCGUACAAAGUUUGUGUAGUAAACUGUUUAUAUAAACAUCUUUUUGGUCCAUAGAAGAUUUUUAACACUUUGAAAAACAAAGGAGUUGUUGUUUUUAUGCUUCUUCCCUUGUGCGUUUAAACCGUUUACGAUUGGUAUGGCCCUCGAUGGCUCAAUCUCACGAUCCCAUAUUUAUUUAGUCUACUCUAGAGUCUAAGACUAGUUUCUAAUAUUUACCUCAACAAGUGCCUAUUUCUAUUAUA